AUGCAUAUCGGUAGCUUCUUGAAGUUAUGGCCGCUGUUGCCUCUUAUAGUUGGGAGGGCCAGCGCCAAAACCUGCGAGAUUCCUGCCCAAGGGGAUAAAUCCGGUGAUGAUUCGCCUGCGAUCAUCAAUGCUUUUACGGAAUGCGGGAAGAAUUCCGCCAUCGUCUUCCAGAAUACAACCUAUUACAUAAAAAGAGCAUUGAGCUUCAAAGAUCUCGAUAAUGUUAAAAUUGACGUCCGAGGUCGUCUUGAGGUCAGCAGCUGCACUGAAUAUAAUGAUUGGGGUACCGACAUUGAGUAUUGGCUCGAGAACUCCUUACCCAUUGGUCCAGGGGAAAGCCAAGACAGCUAUCCGCCGGCGGCGUAUCAGAACCAAACGACAGCUUUCAUACUAGGGGGGGAAAGGCUGCAUGUGGAGGGGCACGGAUACGGUACCUUUGACGGUAACGGCCAGGCCUGGUACGAUUUCGUGAAUGGACAGUCAAAUUACCCAAAUCGCCCUCACAUGCUCGUUGUGACGGCAGAAGACUCUUACUUUCACGGUCUUCGUUUUGUUCAACCUCAGAUGUGGACUGUCACUCUCGUUGGUUCUAAGAAUGUCGUCCUAGAGGACAUCUUUGUCUCAGCCAUCAGCAGAAGCUCGAAACCGGCACGCAAUACUGACGGUGCCAAUACGAUGUUCUCGGACAAUAUUACCUUUCGGCGGUGGGAGAUCGAAAAUGGCGACGACAGUAUUGCAGCCAAGGCAAACUCAACAAACAUUUUGAUCGAGGAUUGUAUCUUCCGCGACGGACAGGGAGUUGCCAUCGGGAGCAUUGGGCAGUACGCGAACCGCUUUGAAACUGUUGAAAACGUCAUGGUCCGCAACGUCAAACAGUAUGGAUCAAACUACGUAGCUCGGAUCAAGACGUGGACUGGCGAGCAGAACGAAUGGCCACCGAAUGGCGGAGGCGGUGGCAUCGGCUACGCGCGUAACAUCACUUGGGAGAAUAUUACCAUCGAGGACGGCGCCAAGUCACCGCUCAUUAUCAAUCAAUGCUACUCCAAUGUAGCCAAGGCCAACUGCAGUACGUCUACAUUCGACAUAUCUGACAUCAAAUACUCGGGCAUUAGUGGCACAAUCAACACCAGCAGGUAUGCCGAGUUUCAAUGCAGCAGGUCCCAAGGCGGCUGUGACGGUAUUGUCAUGGAUGAUGUUAAGUUCGUUGAUGUCAGUGGCGACGAGGAUCAAGAGGCAACGGGUAUCAAGUGCAGCAACGUGAAUGAUCCGGAAGGGUUUGAUUGCUGA
Molecule: messenger RNA, 1287 nt
Organism: Clonostachys solani
Lineage: Eukaryota; Fungi; Ascomycota; Sordariomycetes; Hypocreales; Bionectriaceae
Source: the annotation of a GenBank genome assembly